Anopheles nili is the source of this 2401-nucleotide messenger RNA. Its product is annotated as vesicle-fusing ATPase 1-like. Bases 121 to 2400 code for a protein of 759 amino acids. Gene Ontology annotation, molecular function: ATP binding; ATP hydrolysis activity. Gene Ontology annotation, cellular component: Golgi stack. The transcript has 9 exons. Gene Ontology annotation, biological process: Golgi to plasma membrane protein transport; intra-Golgi vesicle-mediated transport; SNARE complex disassembly. The record is from RefSeq and is a predicted model, not a curated record. Lineage: Eukaryota; Metazoa; Arthropoda; Insecta; Diptera; Culicidae.
GAACAAAAUUAGUUUGUUCGUCAAAGAACGAAGCAAUAUUUUCUAGAAAUUUGCUCUCUAGAAGUGCCAUUGUUUGAUAUCUAUUCGUCGUGAAAGCAGUUAAAAAAACUAUCAUUCAAAAUGGCAAUGAUAAUGAAAGCUGCCAAAUGUCCGACGGACGAACUUUCGUUAAAGAACAGGGCUAUCGUCAGCGCAGGGGAUUUUCCGCCAGAUGUCAAGUACAUCGAUGUUUCGACUGCUCCUGGGCAACAUUUUAUUUUCUACACCGAACGAACAAUGGCUGGAGAAAUUAAUCCUGGUACUAUUGGCUUUUCAUUACUUCAGCGAAAGUGGGCAACUCUUUCAAUUAAUCAAGACAUCAGUGUUAAACCGUACCAUUUUGAGCGAUCCUCGGAAGUUCUAUGCAGUAUCGCCUUAGAGGUGGAUUUUCUACAAAAGAAAACCGUUACGCAUGAAGCGUACGACAGCGAUCAGAUGGCAAGGGACUUUCUUUUACAAUUUGCUGGUCUAGCUGUUACUGUUGGACAACCCUUGGUAUUUAAUUUUCAAGAUAAAAAACUUCUUUGUCUCGCAGUUAAAACACUAGAAGUUAUUGAUGCCGCUGUAAUGGCUGGUGGUGCAUCAUCCAAUAACGGACAAUCGGGUCCGGUGGAACCUAAAAAAGUAAACUUUGGAAGAUUGUUAGCCAACACUGUGGUAACAUUUGAGAAGGCCGAAGGCUCCGGAUUAAACCUUGUCGGUCGUUCCAAGGGGCGCGUUACGGCUGUGCGGCAGUCGAUCAUUAAUCCGGAUUGGGAUUUCGGAAGAAUGGGAAUUGGUGGCUUGGAUCGCGAAUUUAAUGCCAUCUUCCGGCGAGCAUUUGCUUCUCGUGUAUUUCCUCCGGAAGUUGUUGAACAGCUGGGUUGUAAGCAUGUGAAAGGAAUACUGCUUUAUGGACCUCCUGGAACUGGUAAAACACUGAUGGCCCGUCAAAUUGGCACCAUGUUAAAUGCUCGCGAACCGAAAAUUGUAAAUGGCCCACAGAUUUUAGAUAAAUACGUCGGCGAAUCUGAAGCUAAUGUGCGAAGGUUGUUUGCCGAUGCCGAAGAAGAGGAGAAAAGGCUUGGUCCUGCAAGUGGUUUACAUAUCAUAAUUUUCGAUGAAAUCGAUGCAAUUUGUAAAGCUCGCGGAACGGUAGGAGGAAAUUCAGGCGUUCAUGAUACAGUUGUCAAUCAACUGCUGGCAAAAAUUGAUGGUGUUGAACAGUUGAAUAAUAUUUUGGUCAUUGGAAUGACUAACCGCAGGGAUAUGAUAGACGAAGCUUUGCUAAGACCCGGUCGCUUAGAGGUGCAAAUGGAAAUUAGUCUUCCAAAUGAAGAAGGACGAGUGCAGAUUUUAAACAUCCAUACACGACGAAUGAAGGAAUUCAAAAAAUUAGCUCCCGAUGUAGAUUUACGAGAGCUCGGAGUAAAAACUAAAAAUUACAGCGGUGCCGAACUGGAAGGAUUAGUUCGUGCUGCACAAUCUACUGCUAUGAACCGUUUAAUCAAAGCUGCGUCGAAAGUUGAAGUUGAUCCAGCAGCAAUGGAAAAAUUGAUGGUAAACAGAGAAGAUUUCCUGCACGCUUUCGAAAAUGAUAUAAAACCGGCUUUCGGUACUGCUGCGGAAGCUUUGGAAAACUAUUUAACGCGAGGAAUUAUCAAUUGGGGGCUGCCAGUAGCCCAUGUUCUUGAAGACGGUGCACUAUACACUGAGCAGGCGCGUGGAGCCGAAGGAUCUGGAUUGGUUUCGGUUUUAUUAGAAGGACCUCCUAACGCAGGCAAAACAGCACUUGCUGCAAAACUUGCGAAACUAUCUGAUUUCCCCUUCGUAAAAGUAUGCACCCCGGAUGAGAUGGUGGGAUUCACCGAAAAUGCAAAAUGUUUGACAAUUCGAAAGUAUUUCGACGACGCCUAUCGAUCGACAUUUAGCUGUAUUUUGGUUGACAACAUAGAAAGAUUAUUAGAUUACGGACCAAUUGGUCCACGGUAUUCGAAUCUAACGCUGCAGGCUUUGCUGGUUUUGCUUAAAAAACCUCCACCGAAAGGGAAAAAAUUACUUAUUUUAUGCACCACAAGCAGACGCCAAGUUUUGGAAGAUAUGGAAAUGCUCUCUGCAUUCACCGCGGUACUUCAUGUGCCAAAUUUAUCAACUGCAGAGCAUUUGAUUGCGGUACUGGAGCAGGAACCUGAUGUGUUUGGACGCAAUGAAUUGGCCGCUAUAUAUAAGCGCUUAAAAGGACGACGUAUAUUUGUGGGUAUUAAAAAACUUCUUGAUUUAAUCGAUCUUGCUCGACAAAUGGAUCCACAAGUACGAAUGUUGAAAUUCAUUUCCAAACUUGAAGAGGAAGGAGCUUUAGAAGAUGCUACAGUUGCGCACUAAA